Juglans regia (Persian walnut) is the source of this 1010-nucleotide messenger RNA. Its product is annotated as vacuolar iron transporter 1-like. The record is from RefSeq and is a predicted model, not a curated record. Lineage: Eukaryota; Viridiplantae; Streptophyta; Magnoliopsida; Fagales; Juglandaceae. Gene Ontology annotation, cellular component: vacuolar membrane. Gene Ontology annotation, molecular function: manganese ion transmembrane transporter activity; iron ion transmembrane transporter activity. Gene Ontology annotation, biological process: intracellular manganese ion homeostasis. The coding region runs from base 154 to 897 and encodes 247 amino acids. The transcript is spliced from 4 exons.
UAUACACACGCCGACACGCCCAUCUACUAUAAUGCUCUCAAAUAUUCUCUUUCUUUUGUUUCUUUGUCACGUCCCUAACAUCACAUUCUGAAUCUCGCAUUCUCUGUUAAAAAGGAACCAAAAGCUUAGCUUCGCGAGUCGCGACCCUCCUCCAUGGCCACUAUUGAUGAGAGAAGACACCUAGACGCCGAGAAGCAAAGGCUUCUUAACCAACACAAAGAGAAGCACUUCACUGCAGGUGAGAUCGUCCGUGACAUCAUCAUCGGCGUAUCCGACGGGCUCACCGUUCCCUUCGCCCUAGCUGCUGGCUUGUCCGGCGCCAAUGCCACGUCCUCUAUCGUCCUCACCGCGGGCAUCGCCGAAGUCGCCGCCGGCGCCAUCUCCAUGGGACUCGGCGGGUAUCUUGCAGCAAAAAGCGAAGCCGAUCACUAUACGAGGGAACUAAAGAGAGAAGAAGAAGAAAUCAUUGCUGUUCCUGAUACAGAAGCGGCGGAGGUAGCGGAGAUACUGGCGCAGUAUGGGAUAGAGCCACAUGAAUAUGCCCCAGUUGUGAAUGCUCUAAGGAAAAAGCCCCAAGCAUGGCUCGAUUUCAUGAUGAAGUUUGAACUUGGAUUAGAGAAGCCUGAUCCAAGGAGAGCCCUGCAGAGUGCAUUCACAAUUGCCGUUGCUUACAUCCUGGGUGGAUUGGUACCCCUCAUCCCAUAUAUGUUCAUUCCCAGAGCUACAGAUGCUGUGGUGGGUUCUGUGUGCUUAACCUUAGCAGCGUUGCUAAUCUUUGGCUAUGCCAAGGGUUACUUCACCGGUAAUAAGCCCAUCAGCAGUGCCCUGCAAACUGCCCUCAUUGGAGCCAUUGCAUCGGCCGCUGCUUUUGGCAUGGCUAAGGCUGUGCAUCCAUAACCUUGUAGCUAGAUUGGAGACCUUAAGCUUGCAUCCCUUUCCAUUAUUUCAAAAUUUGGAACUUUUUCUUUGCUUUUAUGUCUAAUUCAAUCAUAGUUACUGCCAUCGCGAUA